This is a messenger RNA of Acaulospora colombiana, 154 nucleotides long. NCBI's taxonomy places the organism in Eukaryota, Fungi, Glomeromycota, Glomeromycetes, Diversisporales, Acaulosporaceae. The record is from the annotation of a GenBank genome assembly.
GUCUAAAGAGGGGUUAUAUAUACGAAAUCGACGCUACAUUGGCCGUGGUAGACUUGACGAAUAUGGUCGAUCAUGGUCCGUACACUCUGGGCACCCAUUGUAUCCCGAUGGGGUUUUGGAGGGUUCAUCCCAAUGUUGCGUUCGAUUGGCCAGG